Linderina pennispora is the source of this 675-nucleotide messenger RNA. RefSeq lists its product as uncharacterized. The transcript has a single exon. The coding region runs from base 141 to 599 and encodes 152 amino acids. The record is from RefSeq and is a predicted model, not a curated record. Lineage: Eukaryota; Fungi; Kickxellomycota; Kickxellomycetes; Kickxellales; Kickxellaceae.
CUUUAGGGCGCUUGGCAUAUAACGUAUUUGCAAAGGCUUUCGGUUUAAAAAUAAGACGAGAGAAUAAACUGGGAUGAGUGUGGAUUCAGAGACAGAGAAUAGGGCGCUCUUCUUAUAAAACAAAGGUGGAGAAAAGAGGGAUGGAGAUGGGGGCAGGGAGUGCGAAAUUACAAAUGGACAAGAGAUUGCCAGGCGUGCAUACCACUGCCUUCGCUGCGCUGUAUCAAAGUUGGGGAUGCCGCCCAACAAAAAGAGGAUAUGCGAACAUGCCAGCCCAAUGUAUGCGGAACCACCUGCGAACAAUACAUAGGACCCGUGUAGUUGCGGAAUUACGCCAAGAACCAAGACCAUGCCACACAUUGCAGUAUGGAUUUUUUGGACAGAGUGAACGAGACCCGAGUCCCAGGUUCGAGUACCUGAUACUGCGAUGGCACCGGGGCAAUUGGGAACCACAUGAUGUGCUGCCAGUUCCCUUUUCAAUACCCACCAACAGUACACCUGACGUGCAUCGGGACGAUCCGCUAGCAUCUUCGGGAUGGGCCGCGGCCACCAUGACACUCUAUUCCAAUAUGGUGCCAUGCACAUCCUGUCAAAUUUGAAGUUUAUUAUCCGAAAGGACAGGAGCUGUCUUUGCGCUGCGCGUUCAGGCAUGCGCUCAAAAGGCAGAUCUCAUAC